CGGCGCUGGGGUUGUGUGUGUAGGCAGCGGCGCCAGAGGAGGAGGAGCACGAGGAUGCAGCUGCGACCGCGGCCCCGAGAGGGAGCCGCCGCUGCUCUGUGGCCGCGGGGGCUGAGGGACAGGAAUCAGGCCUGGGGUCGGGUCGCUGAGGGGACUGAGGGUGGCGGUCCCGCCGGAGCUCGGGCCUAGUAGGGGCCGCUGGGCGAGGGCCUCCCCCCGUGUCUCCCCUCGCCCCUCCACGUCGAUGGUGGUGAAGUUGGCGGCGCCAGGGAGCGCAAGGCACCAGGCUGCCUCCUUUGCACUCAGCUCCUCCUGGAGUGCAUCUCUGGCACCGGCUCACCGACACCUGCGCCGCCCUCUCCUCUUGCCCGCUGAGCCCACCCCUGGCAGCGGGCGAGGGAGGGGCUCCCCUGCAGGGCCUGUGUCCAGCAGGGCGACGACGGGGACCAUAGGAGAGUAGGGGUACUGGUAACAUCUGAACAUACCAAAUCAAACAGGCAAACUCUUGCACCAUCACUAUCACCACAUUUUACCACAAAGGAAUGCAACCGUAUGUGGAUACCACACGGGCUAAAAGGAAAGAGUGAAUUACACCUCAGACUGUCCACUGAACGGGAUGACGGCCACAGCUGCAGUGGAGACGCCAAAAAUGGAGAAGAGUGCCUCCAAGGAAGAGAAACAACAGUCUAAACAGGACAGCAUGGAGCAGAGCAAUGCUGAUUCUGAAGAGUGGAUGAACUCUGAAAGUGACCCUGAACAGAUGAACCUUAAGAGCAGCAACAAUGACAAUUGCUACCAACCUGGAGAUGCUCAGUUGAAAAAAAAGGAGAUUCCCUCUAAGCCACACCGUCAGCUCUAUAGAUCACCCUGCUUAGAUCAUCCAAGCUUCUCCCAGAGCAGCAUUCUACAAGAUGGGAAGCUUGACUUGGAAAAGGAAUAUCAAGCCAAGAUGGAGUUUGCUCUAAAGCUAGGCUAUGCAGAGGCACAGAUUCAAUCAGUAUUGAACAAGCUGGGCCCAGAAUCACUUAUUAAUGAUGUGUUGGCAGAGCUUGUCAGACUUGGGAACAAAGGUGAUUCGGAAGGGCAGGUCAGCUUGAGUCUGUUAGUACCUCGGGGUCCCAGCUCCAGAGAGAUUGCAAGCCCUGAACUGUCUCUUGAAGAUGAAAUAGACAACAGUGAAAAUUUGAGACCAGUUGUUAUAGAUGGAAGUAAUGUGGCAAUGAGCCAUGGGAAUAAAGAAGAGUUCUCCUGCAGAGGAAUACAACUUGCUGUGGAUUGGUUCCUAGACAAAGGCCAUAAAAAUAUUACUGUAUUUGUGCCUGCCUGGAGAAAGGAGCAAUCUCGCCCUGAUGCACCAAUUACAGAUCAAGAUAUUCUACGUAAACUGGAGAAAGAAAAGAUUCUUGUCUUCACACCAUCCCGAAGGGUCCAGGGCAGAAGAGUUGUCUGUUAUGAUGACCGGUUCAUAGUCAAAUUGGCUUUCGAUUCUGAUGGCAUCAUUGUAUCUAAUGAUAACUAUCGAGACCUUCAAGUUGAAAAGCCAGAAUGGAAGAAGUUUAUAGAGGAGCGGUUGCUGAUGUAUUCCUUUGUGAAUGACAAAUUUAUGCCUCCAGAUGAUCCUUUAGGACGUCAUGGCCCAAAUCUUGAAAAUUUCUUGAGAAAGAGACCUGUUGUUCCGGAGCACAAGAAGCAACCGUGCCCUUAUGGCAAAAAAUGCACCUAUGGCCACAAGUGCAAAUACUACCAUCCGGAGCGGGCCAAUCAACCACAGCGUUCCGUGGCUGAUGAGCUCCGCAUCAGUGCCAAACUGUCCACAGUGAAAACCGUGAGUGAAGGCACCCUGGCCAAGUGUGGCACAGGGCUGUCUAGUGCCAAAGGUGAGACAACCUCAGAAGUCAAACGUGUGACCCCCAAGCGCCAGUCGGAUCCCAGCAUCCGGUCCAUGGCUGUAGAGCCUGAGGAAUGGCUGUCGAUUGCCCGUAAGCCUGAGGCCAGCUCUGUCCCCUCACUUGUGACCGCCCUAAGUGUCCCCACAAUCCCACCCCCUAAAAGCCAUGCAGUGAGUGCACUCAACACCCGUUCAGCCAGCAGCCCAGUGCCAGGAUCCUCUCAUUUCCCCCACCAGAAGGCCUCACUGGAGCACAUGGCUAGCAUGCAGUAUCCCCCAAUCCUGGUAACCAAUAGCCAUGGGACUCCUAUUAGCUAUGCUGACCAAUAUCCAAAGUUUGAGUCCUUGGGGGACCAUGGCUACUAUUCAAUGUUAAGUGACUUCUCCAAACUGAACGUCAACAGCAUGCAUAAUCGAGAGUACUACAUGGCUGAAGCAGACCGAGGAGUAUAUGCCCGGAAUCCCAACCUCUGUCCUGACAACCGUAUGAGCCAUACCAGGAACGACAACUAUUCCUCUUACAACAACCUGUACUUGGCUGUAGGUGAUAGCCAUCCUGAGGGCAGUUUGAAGCUGCAUCGUUCGGCAUCUCAGAACCGUCUUCAGCCUUUUCCUCAUGGUUACCAUGACGCCUUAACGCGAGUGCAGAACUAUGGCCCAGAGGAUUCUAAGCAAGUCCCCCACAAACAGUCAGUUCCCCACUUAGUUCUGCAAGCCCAGCACCCAGCAACUGGCGUAUGCUCCAGCGGUCCUGGAGACUACUCUAUGCUUCCCAAUAUCCAUCCUGGGGCAACCCCCCAGCCAGGACGUGCCCUGGUAAUGACUCGUAUGGACAGCAUUUCUGACUCCCGCCUCUAUGAGAGCAACCCCAUGAGGCAAAGGAGACCUCCUCUGUGCCGGGAGCAACAUGCCAGCUGGGACCCAUUGCCCUGUGCAACUGAUUCCUAUGGCUACCACUCUUAUCCCUUGAGUAACAGCCUCAUGCAACCAUGCUAUGAGCCAGUCAUGGUACGGAGCGUGCCUGAAAAGAUGGAACAGCUUUGGAGAAAUCCUUGGGUUGGAAUGCGCAAUGAUAACAGGGAGCAUAUGAUCCCAGAGCACCAGUAUCAGACUUACAAGAACCUCUGCAAUAUUUUCCCUUCAAACAUUGUUCUUGCAGUGAUGGAGAAGAAUCCCCACACAGCAGAUGCCCAACAACUGGCAGCUUUGAUUGUUUCUAAGCUUAGGGCUGCUCGUUGACAUGACAUAGAAGUUAAUCCUUUAUACAAAUAUAAAUACUAAUAAUGCAUUAAUACUAUGAUGAGUAAUAAUUUUGUGUUGCGCUUUACAAGUUACAGUGUUUAUGUUAUUUGAAGCUCAAAACAACCUUGUAAGAUAAAUCUUACUGAUGUCUUAUUUUCUAGAAAAAGAAACUAAAUCUCAUUGAGAUUAAGUUCCUUGCCAAGGUCACACUGCUAGCAAGUGACCAAAUCAUGGCUCAUACUCAAGUCCUCUGACUCCAAGUCCCAUGCUUUUUUGCACGGCACCAUGCAGGCAAUGGAGGACAAAACUCAGGGGGAGAAGGUCUAACUGCAAGAAUCUCCCAAGGGAUUCCAUUACCAACAUUUUCUUAAUCACAUAUUCUAUAUUACAAAGUAUUGAUAAUAUAUCUAAUUUUAAAAGGAAGAGCAUCAGGAGCAAAUUAUAUGUUGAAUUAACCUUUGGGGAUUUUUAAUAGGAUAUUUAAAGCUAUUUAAAAGCAAAUGCAUAAAUUAUUGCAUGAAUAUCUGACCAUUCAAUAUCUUUACUAACCAAGCUAUAGGGUCACAUCAAAGCUUCUAGAGGUAUAUUUCAACUUAUUGUUAGCAAUUAUAUUGCAUGUAUAACUGUAUGUAUUUAGUUUAAGAUGUUUCUGUAUUUCCAUAUAACCUUUUAUAUAGUGAUAAUGAGAAGAAAAGCUCUGCACAGUCCUUAGUCUAUAGUUGUAUAGAUCAUGAAUCUAAUUUGAUUUUAUGUCACAUUUCAUAGUUACGACCAGUUUUGAAAGUGAAAUUACAUGCCAAUAUUUGAAUAUUGUUUUCUUAGACACCAGAGCAAGCUAGCUCUACUUCCUUUGCAGUUUUUACUGGUCAACAUUUACUGAUAGUUCUUAGCUUUUAUAUCUCUUCACCUUAGCAAAUUAAAGAUCAGAUUACAGCUUUUUAUUUCAGAGGAGCUGAUGGAAAAGCUCAAGAUCCAAGCAUAUCAGGUUUGUGCUAAAAAAGCACAGAAGUUUGACCAGGACCAAGGGAGUUACUACCAGACUUCACUUCCUUUUUACCAGGAGAGAUGGCCAAACGUGCAGCAUUAAAUGAUGAACACAAAAGCUGCAUUCAAGGAGGGUCUAAUGGAUACUUUUUAGACUUCUGACCUAUGCAGUAUUCGACAUCACAGGAUAAAACGUAAUGGAGGACAGUGCACAGUCAUGUAAUCCACUUUCUCUUGUUGUCCACCCUUUGGGAAAUAAGGUUGAUCACUGGUGGAACAGAAUUUCUUUAGGAAACAAAACGAGGGGAUUUCUAAGUGGAAAAAGGCAGCUUACAAAAGGAGAUGGUACAUCUUUGCUAAUAACUGGCUCAGUUAUGCACUUCAAAUAUAGCAAACAGGAUGCACUUACCCUUAGAUAAUUAUUAAAUGCAUUACUAAAGACAGCAGGACUUUGGGUUGGGUGGCACCAUUUGUGCAACUAGUAUCUUGCUCAGGGUGGAAAACUUUGUAGCUAAAUGCCUCCUCUAGAGGCAUUAUUGGGUUGUUUUUUUUUAAGCUGUACUAAAUGAACCCCUUUUUUUAAUCCAUUGUAUAUUAAACAUUUUGAACCAUGACCUGCUCACUAUUUCUUGAGCUGGAACUUGCUAAUUUCUAUGAUUUUUUUUUUAUCAUGAAAGUUAAGAAGGCCUGGUCUAGGUCUUUUGUUGCUUCAUGAGAAGGUGUGACACUCUCUAUAAAUGUUUCUUAUCGUGAAACCCUCCACACGUGAGUCUGUAGUUAGGAUUGUUUCUGGUGGUUUCAUAGUGGCUUGCAUGCUGCUUUCUGGCUUUCUAUCUCUGUCCUAGUUGAUCAAAACUGCAUCUCAAUCAGCAUUUAUCUUCAGUUAACCACAGCUUUGUAUUCAUCUCCUACUCUCUGAUCUUUCCAUUCCCCAGCAUGCUGAUAUGCAAAAAGUACUUUCUGUCCCAUAUAGAAUAGAGAGUGACAGUUGCCACUGAAACUAGUGUUUGCAAUUCAGUUUCACCCAAAUUUUAUACACUUUAUUUUCAACUUAUACAAACAUUUUAUUUUCAACCUCUUGGACCUUCUGAAUCUGUCCCAUGUCUAAAUCAAGGGUAUUUGACAAUCUUAGAUGACUCUACUAACUUUGUACCUGUUAGUUCAUCUUCCUACCAAAAUCAUCAAUGGCACCACAGUAUCUACUAGCUGCACAAUUUUCAGGGAAGCACAAGAUUUGUCUUGUCAGCUGCAAUUUAUCUCAGAUAAGUUCAUAUUUAAUACUUGGGAAAACUGUAAGCUCCUCCCAACACAGGACGUAUUUUUAAGGCAGCAUAUGUAUUUUUUAUUUUCCAAAACCAAUUGUCAUUCUUCUCAUAAAAUGUGUACAAGCCAAAGUGGCUAAAAGCAAUGCUUCAAAUAAUCAGAAAUGACCUUUUGUUGAUACAAAUUAUAUCUUUUUUUCCUGAUUGCAUAAGAACAAAUGUACAAAACUCAUAAUAAACUAAGUUAGGUACUGACUUUUCACCAUGAUGUUUGUGGCACUGUGUGUCACAGAAAAGCAGCCUGGGAGUCAUGAGGGAGCUAUUUACAAAGGGCAGUAGUGGUUUAUAGACAAAGACAAUUUUUUCAAGGCUUCCUUAUUACUAUGCACACAGCUAUUAUGUGUACAGUUUCAAGGAUUAUAUUGCAUAAGUUCUCUUUAGCCUAUUACAUUUAAUAUGUCCCCAAAAAAGGAAUUUUGUGUCAAAAUUGUGGUAGUGAAUCAUCUGCAAGAAGCUAAAAUUAUGAAUGCAUGAAUCUAGCAUGCUUUUUAGUGAGGUUAUUAGAGAAACAUUUUCUUUAUACUGGUAUCUGUACACUUCUUGACUUUUCCAUAUUGUCUGUAACUAUAAAACAACAAAUACAAAGAAGCACUGGGACCUUCUCAGUUCUCCUGAUAAUAAAAUCAGGCCUCUUUCUUAGGGUUAAGCUUGUGUUCCUGAGAAUACUUACCUCCAAGCACUCAGCAGGGGUUACUGCAGUGUUUAGUGUGGUUUUCAAGGACCAGUAUAUUUUGCAAGAGGUGCUUUGUACUUUUAAUUUUUUCACUGAAUUUCUGAACUCAUAGAAAGUCUGUGCCUAUUCAGGUCUUAGAUUUUAUACAUUUUGUGAUUUUUGUUUCUUUUUGUGAUUUUGUUGUGGUUACUUUUAUUUCAACCUGAAAAAGUGUGAUUCUAGAGUGGCAAGGUCAAUUCAAUUACUAGAGCCUUUUCAAAGGACGCAUGUAGCCAUUGCACUAUCUUUUAAAGUGUAAAGUAUAGAAAGGAGAAUGACAGAUGCCUUAUGGAAAGGGUCUGUAAAACUUUUCUUUUUCUAAGUAAUAAUAUAAGUAUUCUCUCUUUCUUUCCUAGUUUCCAGAACACUUUGAAAACCCAUUUUUUUUCUAUUUGAGAAUAAAUUCUCUUUAUACAGUAAUUCAAAUAUUGAUACCCAUUAACCUUUGGCACUGAGCUUUCUUCUAACAUAGAAGAAUUCAUUUUGAGAGGCGCUCAUUUACUGUUCUAUCUAUGCUGUUAGUAUGGGACUUCGUACAAUUGCCCUUUUUGAGGGCCAACAAUUUCAAUACACUUUUACUCUGUGAACCAGGUCUGAAACUGCACAGGGAAAAUACUGUUAAGCUAUCCAAAGAGCUCUGCUCAGGUCUCUUCCUAACCCUUCUCUGUCUUCCCCUAGUUUUCUCCUCCUCACAUCUGACACUGAGGAGGGCAUAGUCUUAAACUUGAAGUGGCACUACAGUUAGUUCUCAUUGGAAACCAAACCGGUAUGUUUUGGGAACCUGCUUGUCCAAAGUAUUCGAUGCCUUUGGAAAGACUCAGCAUAUUCAAUGUCUACCAUAUUGUAGCUAGCUAUAUACAUAGACAGAUUGACUAUUUCUAGUCCUGAUUUAUAUAUCACUGAGCUAUAGUAGUUUGCUUUAUCCAUUUGUGGGAUUAAACAAAUACUGUUUAAUGGUUGUAAACUUUUAUAAAACCUCUUUGGGUUUUUUGUUUGACCCAAACAUAACGUAAGUCUCAAUGACAAAAUACACAAAGCCAACCAGAGGUGAGUGAAAAUAUGUCCCAUCCCCAGUUUUGUCUUCCCCUAUAACGCAGGUGCAAUGCUUUGCUAUGUUUUCACUAGCAUGAAUAUGCUAUGACUACAUAAUGAGGUUUUAUUGGUUUCACCUAUAAUCAUGAUUGAAAAUGCUGUAUCAUUGACAAUAAUGAACUGUAACCACACUUACUUUCUGCAUAAACUAUUUGUCUACUAACUACAAA
Molecule: messenger RNA, 7410 nt
Organism: Canis lupus familiaris (dog)
Lineage: Eukaryota; Metazoa; Chordata; Mammalia; Carnivora; Canidae
Gene: ZC3H12B
Product: zinc finger CCCH-type containing 12B
Exons: 6
Coding region: 617-3127 (836 amino acids)
Cellular component (GO): nucleus; cytoplasmic ribonucleoprotein granule
Molecular function (GO): metal ion binding; mRNA binding; RNA endonuclease activity
Source: RefSeq, a predicted model, not a curated record